This is a messenger RNA of Blepharisma stoltei, 1229 nucleotides long. The record is from the annotation of a GenBank genome assembly. NCBI's taxonomy places the organism in Eukaryota, Ciliophora, Heterotrichea, Heterotrichida, Blepharismidae.
AUGGAACGAUCGCAGCUUGCUUCAUCAAUUGCAGGUUUCACAGCAUCUUUAGGCUCUAUAAUCCUAUUCCCUUUAGAGAUGAUUAAAGUGAGGCUUAUCGUUUCUGAUGCUUUUAAUUCAGCGCUGGCUCAAAAAUAUAAAUCUCCGAUUCAUGCCUUAAAGUCUUUGUACUCUAAUGAAGGAGCUUUAUCGCUUUAUAGAGGAUGGCAUAUUAGUUUAUGCUCAAGCUUUGCAUGGACUGUCUAUUUUUACUUUUACGAAUCAGCUAAAAAACGUUAUUCAGCCGAUUUCAAACAAAAUCACCCUGAAAUUUACAGAUUUGCUGUAGCUGCAGAAGCUGCAGUCAUUUCAAGGAUAAUCACCAACCCUUUAUGAGUGAUUAAAACACGCGUCAUGUUGCAAAACCACACUCAUCACUGAUAUGGCGAUACAAUCGAAGCUAUUACAAAAAUUUACAAACUUGAUGGAAUUAAAGGCUAUUUUUCAGGGCUAGUGCCUGGGCUUAUUUUAUGUUCAAAUGGAGCUUUUCAACUAUAUUUUUAUGAGCUGCUCAAAGAAAUUAUGGACGGAUAUAAUAAUUCAGGGAAAAUCGCUAUCGCUGGAGGCGCCAGUAAGCUUCUGUCAACGAUCGCACUCUAUCCUAUGCAGUCUGUUAUGGUAAAGCUGCAGCAAGAGCAAUAUGGAAAUUUAGUCAGCAAAAGUUCAAAAGAAAUAAAAGGAAAAGUUGCAGAGGAAAAACUUUUUGAAGGAUUUUGAAAUUGUAUUGUGAAAACGUGAAAUGCAGAGGGAUAUAAAGGAUUUUAUAGAGGAUUAUCAGUGCAGCUGCUAACUCCCCCAUCAGAGAGCAGACAAAAAAUUUUGUUCGCUCACGAAUUUUUUUUAUAAAAUUUUAUAUAUAAAUUUUCUAGUAAAUUUUUUUUCUUCAAAAUUUAAAAAAUCCUGAUUCAAAAAAUUAUAAAGCAAAAAAAUUUAAUUUAAAAAAAAUUAUUUUUUUAAAAUGCAAGCUGUUUAAAGUUAAACAGGAUCAUCUAGAAAUUUCAUUAUAAUAAUUAUUAUUAUAUAUUAAUUAACAAUUUUUUUGGUUGCUCACAGAGGGUGUGAUUUUACCUAAAAUAUAGGGGUUUUUUUUAGUUUUGUUCCUUAACGAAGGGGGAGUAAGGAUUCUACCUACAAAUGCGCUUUUUUUCCUUAUCUAUGAGAAAACGUACAAAUUUAUCAUAGAUCUUUAA